AUGGAGUCUUCUGCUCUCCUCCCUGCUCAGGUGUCGGGGAGCACCACCCGGGAGGCUCCCAGGGCUCUGUUUCUCUCCCGGGGCUCCGUCAUGUCGUGCUUCUCCCAGCUGUGGCAUUCCAGCACUCCGGACUCUCCCACCAGCCCGACCCCUGCCUCUCCUGGUGAAGUCCCCAUCCCCAUCAGCCCCAUCGUGGUGACCUCCCCAGGAGAUGGCAAGAGGAAGGCCAGAUCCCCCACCAGCUCCCCGGGCUCGCCCAACCCGACCUCUCCCAAGCCCACCUCCCCCGUGGAGUGCUCCAUCUGCUUCAACACCUACGACAACACCUUCAAGACCCCCAAACUGCUCCAGUGCUCCCACGUUUUCUGCCUGGAAUGCGUGGCCCGCCUGAGCACGGGGCUGCCCCCCAACCAGCCCGAGGACCUGCUGCCCUGCCCCUUCUGCAGGCAGCUCACCAACAUCCCCCAGGAAGGCGCUCCCGCCCUGGAGACCAGCAAGGAGCUGCUGGCCACGCUGCCCCCGGAGCUGCAGCGGGAGAAGGUGCUGUGGAUGGAGGGCACCAAGCUGUGCUGCCGGAGGGCCUCGGACGACGCCGAGAACCCGGAGUCCUGCAUCUCCAUCGACGUGGCCAUGAGCAAGCCCGAGAGCCCCGAGGCGCCGCCGAGGGGGCUGGCGGGGAGGUUGUCCCGCUGCGAGGUGUGCGACGACUGGAAGCGCAUCCUCCUCCUCUCCGCCCUCGUCAUCAUCCUCUUCUGCAUCAUCCUCUGGCCGGUGCAGUGCGCCCUGAAGACGGGCAACAUGCGCUGCUUCACCAGGACUGUGGCCACCAUGAGCAGGCCCGAGUACCUGCCCCCCAAACCCACCACGGCGGCGGCGGCGGCGGCGACAGAACCCCCUUUUUUCCAGUAG
Messenger RNA from Lepidothrix coronata (blue-crowned manakin), 909 nucleotides. It is a transcript of the gene RNF223, whose product is annotated as ring finger protein 223. The record is from RefSeq and is a predicted model, not a curated record. Bases 1 to 909 code for a protein of 302 amino acids. Gene Ontology annotation, molecular function: ubiquitin protein ligase activity. Gene Ontology annotation, biological process: protein ubiquitination. The transcript is spliced from 2 exons. NCBI's taxonomy places the organism in Eukaryota, Metazoa, Chordata, Aves, Passeriformes, Pipridae.